Molecule: messenger RNA, 1789 nt
Organism: Astrephomene gubernaculifera
Lineage: Eukaryota; Viridiplantae; Chlorophyta; Chlorophyceae; Chlamydomonadales; Astrephomenaceae
Source: the annotation of a GenBank genome assembly
CUAGGUGCUUAACGCCAGACAUCGUCGCUUACGGAGGUCUACUUACAAAGGCGGAGCCUACGGCGGUGUUUAGGCCACGACUUGUGCCAGAUCGGGCUGGACUUUAACGUUACUUGUGGAGCCAUAAAUCGUAGCGAGAAUGGUUGUAGCGCAACGAGUGCUCAUAACGGGUGGCAAUUCUGGCAUAGGCUUCGAGGCUGCCAGGCAGCUUCUGCAGCUGGGCCACCAUGUCGUGAUUGCAUGUCGCGACGCUGGAAAAGCGCAGAAGGCGGUGGAGGCCCUCGCACCGGUUGCAAAGGCUAGCGGUGUGUCCGUUGACUCCGCGCUCAUGGACCUCACGUCCUUCGCGAGCGUGAGGGAUGGCGCGGCAAAGCUGCUGGCACGCCACCCUCGGCUAGAUGUGAUGGUGUGCAAUGCCGGUGUGAUGUCAGGCACGCGCGGUUUCGCAGCGCCGCAACUAACAGCUGAUGGUUACGAGACGACCCUGCAGGUAAACCACCUCUCCCACUUCCUGCUGGUCCACCUGCUGCUCCCCGCCCUGCUGGCCUCACCCGCAGCCAGGGUGGUGGUGGUGUCCUCCGAGCUGCACCGCAAAGCACUCGCUGAAGCCCCCGCUGCCGCCGCUGGUGCCGGCAGCACCCCUGGUUCCACCGCUGCUCCUGCUGCUCCCAAAGGUCCCGACGUCGGACUAGCGACACCCGAAUGGCUUACACGCCUGCGCUCUCCGUCGGCAGCAACCGCAGCAGGAGCAGCAGCAGUGCCGGCAGCGGAGUCGAAGCGGCUGUCCGGAAUGCAGCUGUACUGCAUUUCCAAGUUGUACAACCUGUGGUUCGCUUUCCACCUGGCGUCGUUGCUGCCGUCGAAUGUGACCUGUAACGCGGUGUCGCCGGGAUGGGUGCCGGGUACGGCACUGGGGCGGGGAGCUCCCUGGUUGGUGAGGGUGCUGUAUCAGACCCUCUGCCCGCUCAUCCCCUUUGCGGUAUCCGUGCCCGAGGGCGCACGUCGCGUGGUGUCGGUGUGCGUGGGGGCGGAUGAGGGCGCUGUGCGCGGGCGCUACUUUGCCCGCGGCGCCCAGUCUGACAGCAGUUCGGAGAGCCUUGACACGGCGGCGGCUGCGGAGCUUUGGAAGCUCAGCAUGCAGGCGACUGGGGUGGAGGAGUACCUGCCGCCGCAGCAGCAACCACAGGGGCUGCAGCAACAGCAGGAGCAGAAGGAGCAGGAGCAGCAGCAAUAACAGUAUGUAGAGUCAAUUGUCUUGCCGCAGACUUGGCGCAGAUAGGGUGGCACCAGCAAGGACAACCGGAAAGCUGGAGAGGAGCAGAAGUAGUGGUGGGGGCAGCACCGGCAGUAGGAGUGGGAGCAGGAAGCAGCGGGGAGAGGUGGCGCCGGCAGCGCGAGCUGGCAGUAGAGCAUGUGGGUGUUUUUUUCGUGUGGAAGCUGUUGGGGGUGUAUGUGGGUCCGUUGACUGGCUUGGUGUCUGCGCUGGUGGUUAGCUUGUUUGCAUGCACGCGUGUUUGAUGGUACUGUAAAUGGCAGCGUAUGUUUGCAUGCUGGCAGGCAGGCAUGCUUGUGGCUCCGGGUGUAUCCUUACUGAUUAGUGUUUGGUAUGGUAUGGUCAGGAAGCCCAGCUAGGAAUGGUAGCAGUCUGGCAGUGUUUGGGACUGGUACGGUAUCUGCCUAGUCGAAGACACACCAUGAUGUUAAGGGUAAGGGUAUUGUACUGUUUGUUGUCCCAGGAGCUAGUUUGUUACAUAGACUUACGUGGGGAUGAAAUCUGUAAUCCACGGGG